GAUGUCAGCCUCCAUGAAUGACAAAACUUCUUCCUGAUCUUCUUAUUGAUUUCAUCUAAAAAACUGCUUAUACGUUCGAGAUAUGGUCUUGAAGUGAAACAUUAAGUAAAAAUCAUAUACCGGUACUUUAAAUCAAUAAAUGCGAUGAGAAAAAAUAAUCAAAAAUGAGAAAAUAAUAAUCAUAUAUUAAGAACAAUGUCCUCAAUGGAGCUUGAUGAGGCAGAUGGAGCUGGAGCAAGGGCUGAUUGUCAUCAAUCAUCAGAAGACAGUGACGAUGAUGGCAUGUACUGCUUUGAGUCGGACCACCUUGCUCUCAAAGGCAACAAAGACUAUCAGAAACUUCUCAGAACUUUAGUCGUGCUCGAAUCUCAGAAACAACAGGCAAUAAAUGAUCUGGAUUCAUUAUUGGAAUGCCAAAAGGUAGCGCUGCAGGAUCCCAUCAGAUUUGUGAAGAAUCUUCAGGAUGGUGUCAAUAUGAGCUUCCCACAGCCUGUGAAGAUUGCAAAAAUGCCUGAGAUUGAUUGGGAUAACUACAUCUAUGGAUCUGGAUCAGACCAGUUUAAUCUUGAAUUUCUAAAGCCGAUGACGCGAGGAAAGAAGGGUGGUUUUGAGACGGCAUCUGUUGUGAGUGACACCGCAGAUUCGGAAUCCGUCUCUGCAAGUAGCAUGAGUCAGUUGGAUAGCCAGCUUGGGGACAUCGAUACCAUGACUGUCAUCAGGGGGCGCAUCAAAGACGAGACAAAGCCCGAAACAUUUAACCAACUAUGGACUGUCGAGGAACAGAAACGCUUGGAGGAUUUCCUUGUGAAAUAUCCUCCCGAAGAAGUUGAAGCCAAACGCUGGCAAAAGAUUGCCACUGCACUUGGUAACCGGUCAACAGCGCAGGUCGCCAGUCGGGUGCAGAAAUAUUUCAUCAAGUUAGCAAGAGCUGGGCUUCCAGUCCCCGGUAGGGUACCAAACAUGACAACUCAUAAUAAAAAGAUGACCACCCACAAACAUCAACGACACAACAAGUUUUAUUACCAACCGUCCACGUUCAUGCAGGCGUACGAGCCCCCAGUCUAUAUGUCUGAUGAUGAGGAGGGGGGUUAUGUCAAUGAGACAAACCAUGUCGGAGAUGUCUCUGAUGAUGAGACUGUCCCGGUCAGACUGCGGAACACAAACGAGUAUCAGGAACUCAUGAAGCUGAAGCGAAUAAGAAAGCAGCGCCUUCAGGACGUGGGAGCUGACAGUGGUAUUGCACAUCAUGUGGGUUACAAGUGUGAUAAAUGUGAAUGUGAGCCUAUACUUGGUGUCCGGUGGCACUGUGAGGACUGUCCAAAUGAGCUGGCCAUAGAUCUCUGCCAGGAAUGUAUAGACAGUCCAUUUGAAACAGCAAGUCACAACUCCAGCCAUCGAAUGAAUCCGAUUCAUUUUCCGCAAACUCAGGGUUUCUUGGAUAAAGACUACACAAAAUUCUCACAGGAAGGAUACAAUUAUCUUGAUCCAAACUUUAUGCCUAGUGCUUGACUAACUCUAUAUGGACUAAUACUGUCUGAUAAACCCUCAAAGCCAAAAAGACUAUUUUGAGAACAUUUCAGGACAUGUGUAAUUUACCAGAAAGUGGCAGUCAUGAUAUUCUUAUCAUCACAAAGUCGUUCUCUUUGUUUUGAGACCUUUGAAAUGAUUGAAUGAAUGGUCAAUAAAUUUUUCAA
Lineus longissimus is the source of this 1694-nucleotide messenger RNA. Its product is annotated as ZZ-type zinc finger-containing protein 3-like. NCBI's taxonomy places the organism in Eukaryota, Metazoa, Nemertea, Pilidiophora, Heteronemertea, Lineidae. Gene Ontology annotation, molecular function: zinc ion binding. Bases 196 to 1509 code for a protein of 437 amino acids. The transcript has 7 exons. The record is from RefSeq and is a predicted model, not a curated record.